AAUGAGGGAACACGUAGUUGAGACGAACCAUAUAAAAUGAGGGGCUGCUUAAUCAAGACAGAUCAUCUCAAGACUGGAGAAAUGAAAGAAUUCCAUUGCUUGAAUAAAAAGUGCAGCAGUAUGUAGCGAAAGGUAUGCCCUUCAGUGGGGUUUACACGACUCGUAGGUAUGACAUUUGGUAGUGCAACUUUGUUCAUUUUUCAAACAUGAAGGUUUCCGUGAAGUUCUUGAAGGCCUGGCUGUGGCUAGCGAUGGCUUACCAGGCCUGCGUUGUAGAGGUGGAAGGUCUGUCAUCUCCAGCAACAACGGUCAUUCCUGAAACGCUGCCCACUACUCCUGCCAUUCCUGAUGCUGUCCACGAAGACGCUGGUUCUGCUUCACUGCCACAUGCGGGUCAUGCAAAGCCCCUGACGGGGGUGCUGAAGCAAGAAAUCACGAACGUCGGGAACAUCACAAAGAUCGACGUCAUUUGUCCACACCUGUCGCCUUCGUCAGGUGCAUUGGAUGGGGUUCCCACCCUGAAUGUUUCGGAGGAAUUGACUUCCAACGGCACGGAUCCUAUUUUAAAAGACGACGGUGAUAUUUUUGGUGACAGUUCUAGUCCGACGAAGUAUUCCAAUACAUUUGUUAAGGUAGAUUUAGGAGCCUUGGAAUUUGACCGAAAUACUGAAGUCUCUGUGAAUUCCGACAACUGUGAGAGGGUCGUCGUUGACGGCGGCGUGCCAGAAUGGGUAGAACGACUGACUCUGACCAGCAGCGAGGGCAGCAUUGCCCUCCAAAAGGGGUGGGCCACUGGUGCAAACAAUCUGAAAAAACUCUGGCUUCGUGUCUCCAAAGGGUUAAUCAUUGAUGUGGAUAAUGUGGAUGGAGAAACCCACCAAGAUGGCGGAGGCGGCUUUGACGGAGAUGGCGAAAAUAUGAAUGGGAUUCAGAAUCUGUGUGGCGUUUUGCCUCCUACCCUCGAAGUACUAGACGUAUAUCAAACGCCCCUGGAAGUACUGAAACUGGAUGCUGUGUGUUCCAAUAGGUUAACCCGUCUAGAAGCAUCCCACUCCCAUCUCAAUACCGUAUCCCUGUGCACUCCCUACCUGGUUAGCCUUCACCUGUCAAGAAAUUUCCUAGAGGGGGAUCUCAACUGGAUGAGCUGCAAAGGAGGACUCGCUGCUGUGGAAUACCUCCAGGUGAAUCAAAAUCUCCUGACGGAGGCAUCGACUUGCAACUGGUUUUCGCUACAGAGGCUGGAUUUGCGGCACAAUUCUCUGACCUCGCUGGACUUAUCGGAGUGCUCCUCCUCUAAUUUAACCUAUGUGAUAGCCUCGCACAACCGGUUGGUCACUCCUCCCAUUUUACCAGAUGCUCUUCUGCACCUUGACCUGAGCCACAACCAGCUGGAAACCCUUCCCAUGAUCACGCCGAUGCUCAAUUUCGCCGAUUUCUCUCGCAAUAACAUCAUCACCAUUGGGAAAGGUCGGUUCAAGAGGGCCCGGAAGCUCGUUCACCUCAGCUUAGCUUUCAACCACAUCACGCAUCUUAAAGAGCACGACCUGAACGGACUUCGGGAGCUGCGAACGCUGGACGUGAGCCACAACCGCUUGAGGGAGGUGGCGGGAACGUCCUUGAUGUCGCUCAGGCACCUGCGCGAGCUGCGCCUCCACCACAACCACCUGAGCACCCUGGACUCCAGAGACUUGGCGGCACUCACGCCCCACGUGCACGCGUCCUUCAAUCACAACCCGUGGCACUGCGUGUGCCAGCUUCUGAGCUCUUUGCAGCGCCUUCAGCACUGCCCAGAUUGCAAACCUCCGGCUACUUCUGUUGCAUGUCGAGAACGUGGUAAUUGGGUGGCUGCUGGUCCAUUUCUGCGCACCUGCCUGCACGCUGUACAAGAAGUGACUCAGAGGCUGAAUAAAGAGUCCGACGAGGAUUUGUCUGAGGAGCAACGUGACGAACAGGGUGUAGGAGACAAUGACAGCAAUAAGGGUGCUGUGGUUGCUGUGCCAGUUCUCCUGAUUUUGAUUGUGAUCGGCGCUGUUGUGGCCACAAGUUACAGACUCUACCAUCGCCACAAGCGCACCAUCUCAGCCAGGCUAGAUCCUAUCCGGAAUCGCUGCCGGUUCUGUGGCUUGUGUGGAUGUUCACCCACAGCCAUGAAUAAUGGUGAUUUGAAUCAUCGUGGACACGGAGAGCUAUCCCAGAUUGAACAUGACUCUGAUACUGAAACAGAGCUUUAAUGGGACGUUCUUGAUAUAAAUAUACUGUAUUGACUAUUGUAACUAAUUAAAAAACUUAAUUAAAAAACUUUCCGGUGAUAAUCUGAUCUCAGAUUUUGUAGUGAAAGAAUAGUGAAGAUUAGAAUUUUGUUAUACUUGGUUUACAUAGUAUACUUCAAGAUAAACAAGUGCUAGUCACAUUCAGAGCAUUAAUGAUAUAUAAAAAUGUGCACAGCAGUUGCUCAAGUGAUACUAGAAGUUACAGAAACAGAAAUGCAUAUGAUGGUGACUUGUAAUGCUGUAUAGAUGUGUUGUAACAAAAAUGGCAUUAGACAUUUUUGGGGUAUAUUGGAUUUUAACAUUAGAAAUGGAAAAUAUGCAUACACAGGUAUACAAGGAAAUAAAAUUGUGAUGAAAAGCGUAAUAACCCAUAUAGUGUUCCUAUAAAGAGAAACUGUUGUCAGGAAUAAUUAAGAAGAUUAAUCCAUACGUAGGAGACGUUGCUAUUGUUUUGAGAUGUGUAAUAUAUAUAAUUCUUGACAACUUAUCAAACUUGAGUCUUAUAAAUCUAUAAUGUGCUCUUAAUUUUCUUUCCCUUCAUAUUAUACUUCAGUCAUCUAUUUUAUUAAAAAAGUAGGAAUAUUUAUGCAAUUUUGCAGUGGCUAUGGUGUCAGGGGAAAAUACUUUUAAGAUUGCGUUGUGUCAUCGCAGCACUUUACAUUUGUAAAUAAGUCUCUUCCUCAUUUCCUCUUGCUCUUUGUUGCAAUUUCAUAUAUACUGCACUGCAUAUUUAAACUAAAAUGCAUCCAAUUCUUAACUUUCUCCGGCCAGUUGAUAUUGUUACCUGUAUUUCAGUCCUUAUGAAUUUUUUUUUCACUGAUUUUGGAAUUGUUUUGCUGUAUAGGUAUAAUGAAAUGAACAUAUACAGGUAUAAUGAAAUGAACUGUAGGCAUUAAUUGUACGUGGUGGUUAAAAAGUUGGGGUCAUUUAAUACUCUAUAUGUAUUCCAAUAUUUUAAUAUUCAGAUUCGAUACCUGCUGUAACUACUACACAGUACUGCAGCAUUUGAUCAAAGCAUUUGUGAAAAGUCUGCAUGACUGACCAUGUAUAGACUGAUGUUGCAUAAUGUUCUCUAUACUUGUCCAACUGAAAUACAGGUGUGGCUUUAAAUCCCACAUUUUUUCCAGUGCAUCAUAUGGUCGUCUGUGUUAUCCAUGGUCUCAUGUUUGGUUACCCUGUUACCUUUCUUAUUUUUCCAUUGACUCCUGCCAUGCACUUUAAAGACAUUUUUGUUUUCAGGGAAUUUCUUACUAUACAUGAAAGUGAAUUAUUUAAAUUUCUGGUUAUUGAAAUAAUUGUCAGUGAAAAUUAUCCUUUUCCUUUUGUAUUAGGAAAUUCCUAAUUUAUUUUAAAAUGAAUUACAGAAAAUGGGUAAUUUUUGUCAUUAUUACACUUAUGCAUUUUAGUUUGCAUCUUACCCAGAAUUCUUCCUCUUAAUAUGUUUUAUGUUACUGUAUUCACAAAAGUUUAGAUAUAGCAGCAAAAUUUUUGUCCAAGAUGUGUCAGAUGGUUACCAAAGGGACCUCUCCUUUCAUUCUGUUAUAGGUUCAAUUCCUGUUGUUUGUAAGCUGUACGCCAUUCCUCUCCAGUAAUAUGUUUAUACCCUUUUGAUCUUGGAUCAGUGAUCAGAUCAAUUUUAAGUAAUGUUAAUAAACCAUAUAGUAAGAACAAAUGGUAAUGAUAAUUUAGCUGUGCCGUAAUAUUUUCUCAUGGAAAAUAGAGCGUUGGAUAGUUGAUUUCUUUGCUUCUCCAGUCUGCGUGGUUUUUUCCUAGCUUAUCUUCCUUCUUUUACUCCAUGUUUCAUGUUCAUAUUUUCCACCGAUUCUUCACCAAGAACCAUCUUUUCUGAGAUGCUGAAGUGCAACCACACAGGGUGUAAUAUUUAUUAAUAUGUUUGUUAGGGUUACCUAGAGAUGAAUGUCAUGCAAAGGUUAAUGGCUAUGGUGAAUCUUUGUAAAUUUGUUCAAUCAUUGUAAUGAAUGGUUUAUGUUAGUUGCAAUUAGUAAGUACUAUUGUACGUACAGUACUGUACGUACUUUUGCAACUUCAGAUUGACUUUUAUUUUUCUGAAUGUACUAGAAGGAAUUGUGCACCGCUGCUGUUGAUCACUAUAUACAGCAUUCAGGUAAAAAAAAAAAAUAAGUUUCACACUGUGUAUAAUAAUGCAAGCUUUAUAUUGACACAAAUGAGCAUUUGAUCAUGUUAGGAACAUGUUUCUCAACUCAAGAAAAGUUUUUAUAAAAUGAAACGCCUUUUACUGUUCUUACAUACUGUAUUUGUAUGCCGAUGUCUGUGCUUUUUUUUUUUAGCUCUUAAGAAUUAUUUUCAUUCUAGGUAAUUUGCACCAAGAGAAUUUGUGGAUGUCACAUGAGAUAAUAAUUUAGUACAGUGUCAUAUGAACACUUUUUAUUCCCAUAUUAACCCAUAAUUGUAUUGUAUUUGGGUAAUAUUUUAUUAUUCAUUGUAUUAUUACAAUAUGGCAUAAAAAUGAUGUACUAUGUACCAUAUCAGUGCAAAAAUAUAUUGUGUGAUUUGUUUA
Macrobrachium nipponense is the source of this 4809-nucleotide messenger RNA. RefSeq lists its product as uncharacterized. Gene Ontology annotation, molecular function: protein binding. Gene Ontology annotation, cellular component: extracellular matrix. The coding region runs from base 207 to 2231 and encodes 674 amino acids. Lineage: Eukaryota; Metazoa; Arthropoda; Malacostraca; Decapoda; Palaemonidae. The transcript has 4 exons. The record is from RefSeq and is a predicted model, not a curated record.